AUGAACUCGCUAAAAUUUACACUCGCGAUUCUCACAAUCGCUGGAUGCUGGCGACCUUUUUCGUCGACUUCGCUGAUAAAACAUGCGUUAUAUGAUGCCUAUACAUUAUUAGUAAUUAGUAUCAUGUACAGUUUUACAUUUUCACAAUUUAUGGAUGUUGUCCUGAACGUCGAUAAUCCAGAUGAUUUUACUAAUACUUUAUACGCGAUGUUGACCAUGUUUGCUGCCGACUAUAAAAUACUCGAUCUGUUUGUGAAUCAUGAGAGUUUCGCGAAAUUAAUUCAAAAUCUUACGGAAAGAACGUUUAAACCAUUACUACUUGUUGAAAUCGAAAUUCAACGAAAAUUCAACAUGAUAAUACAGAACAUGACAAAGUGCUAUACCAUAUUGAUUAUGAUCACUUACACAGGCCAUGUUUUGAGAUCGUUACUGACAAAUUUCAAAAAGGGGCAGUUAGCAUUUAGAGGAUGGAUACCGUAUGAUUAUUCAUCGUUCGUGCUAUUUUGUCUCACAUACGCUCAUCAAUACGUAGGACUGAUAUUCGCAUGCCUUGUUAGCGUUGCUUGUGACGGUCUCAUUGUUGGUUUGUUAUUGCAUGUAUGCUGUCAAAUUACGAUCUUACAAUAUCGUUUGAAGGGUCUUAUAAAUGGCCAAAAUACUCUACGUGACUGCGUACGCCAACAUCGUCACAUAAUCGAAUUCGCAAACGCGACUAACGAAAGAUUUAGGAGGAUAAUUGCAUUUCAAUUCGUAGCAAGUACAUUCGUAGUCUGCUCAAAUUUGUAUCAAUUAACUAGAACUGAAUUAAUUGUAGAUUUUAUUGCGUUUUUUGCAUAUACAAUGUGCGUACUUAUACAAAUUUUCAUCUAUUGCUGGUUUGGAAAUAAACUGAAAGUUAUGGUAUGCAUACUAAUAUUAUCGUAUUUGAAAUUAUUGUAAAUGCAAGUUAUGCAAUUUCCACUUAAAAUCCUUACGGUAGCAGGAUGCCGGCCACCAGUCUCCUGGUCUUCAUUAUGGAAACGGACAGUGUAUAAUGUAUAUACAAUUUUUGUAUGUUUACUACUGCUUACUUUCAUGUUGCCACAACUCAUGGAUAUUAUCCUGAAUGUUAAUAAUGCGGACGAUUUUACGGAUACUUUUUAUAUAAUGCUUGCCAUGAUUAUCGCUUGCUGCAAGAUGCUCAGUCUAUUGCUAAAUCGCAAGAAUAUCGAGAUAUUAACUGGCGCAUUGGUUGAGAAACCAUUUAGACCUUUGGAACCAGAUGAAAUUGAGAUUCGACAAAAAUAUAAUAACAUAAUACGGACCAAUUCUAUAAUCUAUACGGUACUUAUUGAGGUAACGUGCGGCAGCAUGAAUUUAACGUCUUUGUUUACGGAUUUUCGGCAAGGAAAUUUAGCGUAUAGAGAAUGGAUACUUUUCGAAUGGUCCGAUACAGUGUAUUAUCUCAUAUACUUUCGUCAAUUAAUGAGCUUAACGGCUGCGUCGAUCGUGAAUGUUGCUUGCGAUAUAAUGAUUUGUGGAUUGCUGCUACAUAUUUACUGCCAAAUCGAAAUCUUAGAGUGCCGUGUGAGAAAAUCGUUACGCAAUCGAGGCGACUUGGGUGAAUGUGUGCGUCAGCACGAUCAUAUCUACAAAUUUGCAUACACGAUGAAUGAAAAGUUCAGAUUUAUAAUUGCCGUUCAAUUCAUUGCAAGUAUGCUAGUAGUAUGUUCCAAUCUAUAUCGAUUAGCGAAAACCACGUUGAGUUCAAAAUAUAUUCCAUUGAUGUUAUACACAAUCUGUAUGUGUUUGCAAAUUCUUAUUUAUUGUUGGUGCGGGAACGAAGUGAAAUUAAAGAGCAUUCAAUUUUCCGAUGAAAUUUUUGGAAUGGAUUGGAUAACAGCACAUCAAAAAGUAAGAGAAAAUCUUAUAAUGAUUAUGAAUCGCUCUCUGAUACCAAUCGAAUUUUCUAGUGCCCAUAUUCUUACGGUGAAUCUAGAUUCAUUCGUGAAGCUUCUUAAAAUGUCGUAUUCAGUAUAUAAUAUACUUAAACAGACAAAAGAAGAAUAG
Molecule: messenger RNA, 2049 nt
Organism: Trachymyrmex septentrionalis
Lineage: Eukaryota; Metazoa; Arthropoda; Insecta; Hymenoptera; Formicidae
Product: odorant receptor 46a-like
Exons: 8
Biological process (GO): detection of chemical stimulus involved in sensory perception of smell; sensory perception of smell
Cellular component (GO): plasma membrane
Molecular function (GO): odorant binding; olfactory receptor activity
Source: RefSeq, a predicted model, not a curated record